AUGGAAGGGCCGGGGAUCAGACGACUCACACGCCACCCGAACCUUCCCCGCGCACUACCUCCGUGUCACACCUGCCGCCCACCUCUCCGUCUGCUCGCUUGCACACCUGGUCAACCCGGGCCGCAGCCGAAGUCCCUCUCCCGCCUUACUCUCUCGACUAUGGCCUCCACCGCCCCACGCACCUGCCUCGUCCUGCACACCAUCCUUCUGCUGACCGCCCUCGCCAGCUUCGCCUCCUGCGGCCAAGCCAUCGACUGUCGAAGGUUCGUGUUCGCGCCGCAGUGCCGAGGCAUAAUCGCCAAGAGGACAGUGUCUGACUCCGCCAUAGGACUGCCCGACGCGCUGCAAGAACAACGGCAGUGGUCUGAAUCCAUCCCUCUCGACUACGUGGUGCCUGAGUACAGCCCCGCGUAUCAGAGGGUUCGCUCCACCUACACGAGGCCCAGUGCUGCAUCCAGAGACGCCGCAGUGGGUGCUCAGUUCUCUUCUCCAAACGCAGCAAUGACUGAGAUGGGUGUGCGUGACAGUGGGGACCUGGAGCUCCUUUCUCCUUACGUGAAGAUCAUCCACCGGUCUGAGAAGCUCCCAUACGAGAGGAAGUAAGCAGGAGGAAGCAGAGUGGGGAUCGAGUAGACAGGACAACCCGCCAACAGCAGAAAAUAAAAAGGUGACCUCACCAGGAUCGACCACAAGAAAAACCAUGUCGUUUUUACAAAACACUCCAGCAUAGUAUGACCGUAAGUGACUCAGGCCAGGACAGACCCACUCAGAGAGAGAGAGAGAGAGAGAAUUAUAACUCCAUUUCCUCCACCACAACCUUCUCGCCGGUGACGCGAGUGCAUGAGAUGUUAAAGGCGCCGGUGGGUCUGGCCGCCUUGGUCACUGGCACAUACUCCUCCAGAAAAUGUUUGUAACGUUCCUACUCGUGCUGUCGAUUAAGUGAUGCAUGCGGUGUUGACCUGUUCCUGUUCAUGUUCCUCUGAGUUAUAACCAGUUAGACAUUUAUUUUGCAGUAUUCAAAUAAAACUGAUUUGGUGUUAA
Messenger RNA from Portunus trituberculatus (swimming crab), 1041 nucleotides. RefSeq lists its product as uncharacterized. The transcript is spliced from 5 exons. The record is from RefSeq and is a predicted model, not a curated record. Bases 1 to 603 code for a protein of 200 amino acids. NCBI's taxonomy places the organism in Eukaryota, Metazoa, Arthropoda, Malacostraca, Decapoda, Portunidae.